AUGACCCCGGAGACGCAGGAUGAUGUAACCAACGAGGGGCAGCAGGACCCCCGGCUCGCCAACUCCUCCUGCUCCUCCAGCAACAACAAAACCACCACCAGCGUCCCGCUCUCCUCGAUCGCGCCGGCCCUCGUGCUGGGCGGGGCGGGCCUCAGCAACCAGCUGCACCCGAACCCGGCGUCGCUGCCGACACGGCACAUGGUGCAGCGCGCGCUGGACCUGGGCUUCCGCGCCAUCGACACGUCGCCCUACUACGGGCCCUCGGAGGUGCUGCUCGGCGACGCCCUCGCGCAGCCCGAGUUCGUCGCCACGCACCCGCGCGACAGCUUCCUGCUGAUGACCAAGUGCGGCCGCGUGGCCGCCGACCACUUCGACUACUCGCCCGCCUGGAUCCGCAAGUCGGUCACGCGCAGCCUGCAGCGCCUGCACACCCCCUACCUCGACGUCGUCUUCACGCACGACGUCGAGUUCGUGUCCGUCGACGCGGCCGUCGCCGCCGUGGGCGAGCUGUUCGCGCUCAAGGACGAGGGCAAGCUGCGGUACGUGGGCAUCUCGGGCUACCCGCUGCCGCGCCUGGCCGAGGUCGCGCGCGCGGUGCGCGACCGCCACGGCCGCCGCGUCGACGCCGUGCAGGUCUGGGGCCAGCUGACGCUGCAGAACACGGUGCUGCUGGACGAGGGCGGCCUGGGUGAGCUCAAGGCCGCCGGCGUCGACUGCGUCUUCGCGUCCAGCCCGCUGGCCAUCGGCCUGCUGAGGAAGAAGGGCGUGCCCGUCGGCGAGCUGGGCGAUUUCCACCCCGCGCCCCCGGGCCUGCGCGAGGCGGCGGCACGCGCCUCCGAGUUCGUCGAGGGGAGCGGGGGUGUCAAGCUGGCCGAGUUGGCGCUGAAGUAUGCCGUUGCGCAGGGCCUGGCUGCGGGACAAGAGACGGGGCUGAGGUUGAGCACUAUUCUGGGCGGAGGCACCACGCAUGAGAUAGAAGACAAUUGGGAGGUUGGAAGCACCAUCACCGGUCGGUACGAGGCCAGGAGAAGAGCAACGGACAACGGGAAGGGAGGAGAGGAAAGACUCAGCGGGCUUCUCACAGAGAAGGAGCUUGAGCUGGCUAAAGGGACGAGGGACAUACUUGGGCAGUGGCUGAACCACAGUCUGGGGAGUUGA
Messenger RNA from Diplodia corticola, 1158 nucleotides. Its product is annotated as aldo keto reductase. Gene Ontology annotation, biological process: dehydro-D-arabinono-1,4-lactone biosynthetic process. Lineage: Eukaryota; Fungi; Ascomycota; Dothideomycetes; Botryosphaeriales; Botryosphaeriaceae. The coding region runs from base 1 to 1158 and encodes 385 amino acids. Gene Ontology annotation, cellular component: cytosol. Gene Ontology annotation, molecular function: D-arabinose 1-dehydrogenase [NAD(P)+] activity. The transcript has a single exon. The record is from RefSeq and is a predicted model, not a curated record.